Molecule: messenger RNA, 2196 nt
Organism: Xylaria bambusicola
Lineage: Eukaryota; Fungi; Ascomycota; Sordariomycetes; Xylariales; Xylariaceae
Exons: 3
Coding region: 395-2140 (581 amino acids)
Biological process (GO): double-strand break repair via homologous recombination; reciprocal meiotic recombination; DNA strand invasion
Cellular component (GO): centrosome; Rad51B-Rad51C-Rad51D-XRCC2 complex; replication fork
Molecular function (GO): ATP-dependent activity, acting on DNA; single-stranded DNA binding; four-way junction DNA binding
Source: RefSeq, a predicted model, not a curated record
AUGUGUAUAGCUCGGGUAAACCUCACCUUCAUCAACUGUCAUGUUGAUGAGGGCUUCGCAGCUUGAAACUGUCGCUCAAGCGCUCCACUUUUCUAAGCCCAUACUUGAUGUCAAAGUACCUUUAUUACCCAACUGCAAGAUGAUGACGGUUUAUCCUGCUGCCCAAAUUUGAUUCUGGACUAUCGUAGUAUCAUUGAAGCUGUCUUUACUCACUGCUCACAACUCACCCGGAAGCUUUUUCUCAGCGAGGAUGCACUAGACAGCAUACUUUCAACCGAAUUCUCUUCUUGCCGACACACCCGCCUUAGUAUAUAUAUGUGUGCAUGGCACUGAGCACACCUCGUCAUCGUGCGGCAUAAUAAGACGCGGACGGGCUUGGCGCCCACGCUGGGCUAUGGAGAACGCGGUGCCGAGACACGCGCCUGUAUCAGGCGCCACACUCUAUGCGCGGGAGAUCGGACGGCGGAGGGAACUUCGUUCGAGGGGCGUUGUGUCCACUGGGUGUUCUGAGAUCGAUGAUACGUUGCUCCUUGGAGGUGGGUUUGAGCGUGGAUGUGUUGUUGGCGUCAGUGCUGAGGAGGUGGACUUUGGUGUCCUGUUAGGCCUUCAAACCAUAGCCAGGGCGCUGGUCUUCGAGGGCCGUGACGCAAGUGUGCCACUGCCUUGUGAUGAGAGAAACCAGAGAGCAACUAUCAUCACAACGCUUCCGGCGACGACUAUUCUACCAACUUUGCGAGACAUUGUUCGGUAUCAGGUACAAGUUAAACUCGGUCCUAGACAUACUGGUAUCGACGCCGAACUACGGAGGUGUCUAGAAGCUAUAUCCAUCUCGCGCAUCUUUGACAUUGAGGGAUUGUGGGAGGUACUUCGGGAACUUGAUGUUACCCAGGACAAGACGAGAUCUCCUUGCAAUGAAGCUGGUAACGAAGAAGCGAUGAGCCCUCAUGUUUCCGACGGGAAUAGGGAAGAAAAGGGAGUCUCUGAACUCGAAAGCCCUGCAGCAAGCUCUAUAAGUGAAAAUAUUGAAGAGGGAGAUUCUGCAGACAAAGGUCUAGAGCAAGCAGAUGCGGAUUGCAACACUGUUAUCCCAACAGAACCUUUGCAAGAACCUCAGACAUAUUCACCACCAGAACGCAUAACAGAACUACCACCCUUACGCAUUGGACCCGAGCUUCGACCACCAGUUCGGAAGACCGAAAUCCUCGAUAGUGAGGAUGAGGAACCAUUAUCAUCAUCACCAUUAUCCUCUCCUCCAUCUACAGCUGCUCCAGAAUCUCCAUCACAGUCCGAAGAGCAGCAGCCCCAGCCCCCCGUCGACACAGAGCCUCCAUCAAAUGCAUCGUCCCCAGACCCAGAGCGCGAAGAAAUACGGCAGACUCCUGAGUUCUCUAAACCCAUACCGACCGAGCCUUCACCACAUCCCAUACCAGACCUCAUCCUCAUAACACAUUUCUCCGCCCUUCUGACAACCCUCUUCACACAAAGCGACAAACCAUCCGCACACACGAACCUGCACCUCCUCUCCUCGCACCUCCGCCACCUGGCGCGCGAAGCAGGAAGUCUGAUAAUGCUCCUCAACACAACGACCUCGCCUCCCGCCGCUAAAUCUACUACUACAUCUACCACCACUACUACUACUACUCCAGACAUGAAUAACAACCCCAUACCACCACCGACACACACAAGACCCCUCGACCCCACCCUCCGCUCCAUCUUCAACCCGCCGCACGUCCAAAGCGGAGGACCAUCAUCGUACAGCGCCGCGCGCCGCAAUAAACCCGCCUUCGGCGCCACGUUCGCGCAGUUCCUGGAUGCGCAUCUCUUGUGCGCGAGGAUCCCGCGCUCGCGCGACGAUGCGGAGAUGGUUGUUGCGUUGGGCGAGGGUGGGGAGGGUGCUUGGGUUGUGGAGAUGCUUUUGGAUGAGGGUUUGUUUUGGGACUGGGGGGGAGAGGGAGAGGGAGAGGGAGUGCCGAGGCGGGUUAAUCGCGAGCAGAGGUGGGCUGCUGUUGAUGUCAGGGGUCGAGUCGUUGUUGUUAAUGCGUUUGCGAGCGCGAGUGUGCGAGGAGCUGGUGGUGUGGAUAGAGGGCCGGUGCGGCUUGCUGCUGGGGCCGAGGGUUUGAGGUUGGGGAGGAUUACAUGAUGGUAUCUUAGGAGUUAGGGAGGGAGAGAAGAGAAUCUAUGUGUAUUCCCUGCUCG